AUGGCAAGCAAAUUUCCCCAGCGAAAGAUCGGUGACAGGUUCGUUUCUGCAAUAGGGCUAGGAUGCAUGAGCCUGUCCAUUCAUUCAUCAGCUGGUGUUCCUGACGUGCAAGAGUCGCUGAAAGUCCUCACCGCUGCGGCCGAUCUCGGCAUCAACUUCUGGGUCACCAGCGACACGUAUGGUGCCGGCCACAACGAGGAUAUCCUUGGCAGGUGGUUCAAAGAGACCGGCCGCCGCGACGAGAUCUUUCUUGCAACCAAGUUUGGGACGAAACGCUCGGACGGAAAGCUGGUGCUCGACAGUACACCAGACCACGUCAAAGCAGCAUGCGCAGCAAGUCUUGAACGCCUGCAGACUGACCAUAUUGACAUGUAUCUUCAACAUCGUGUGGAUCCAGAGACACCGAUCGAGGAGACUGUACAGGCCAUGGUCGAGCUGAAGGAAGAAGGGAAGAUCAAUCAACUGGGUCUUUCCGAGUGCUCAGCCCGGACGUUGCAGCGAGCCCACAAGGUCCACCCCAUCGAAGGAGUCGAAAUCGAGUUUUCGCCCUUGGCGCUUGAUAUCGAGUCACCUGAAACCAACUUUCUCAGAACGGCCAGAGACCUUGGCGUCAAGAUCAUACCGUAUUCACCGCUUGGACGAGGCUUCACCACUGGAGCGAUGAAGAGUAGAGAAGACUUCGAUGUGAAAGACCACCGCAGGAUGCAUCCUCGAUUCUCGGACGAAAACUUUGCGAGCAACCUAAAAAUUGUGGAAGGGUUGGCGUCGAUGGCAAAGGAGAAAGGCUGCAGGCCGGGGCAGCUGACUUUGGCAUGGGUGCUAGCUCAAGGCGAUGAUUUCAUACCAAUUCCAGGCACAAAGCAUGUCGAGUACCUGAAGGAGAAUGCAGAUGCUGUGAAAGUCGAGCUGUCCCAGGAGGAUGAUAAAAAAAUAAGAAAGAUAAUCGAGGACGUUGGGGGAGUCAAAGGCGCUCGUUACCCUGAGGCGUACCUUUCCUGGUGUUUCGGCGACAGUCCAGAACUCGGAAACCAGUGA
Messenger RNA from Exophiala xenobiotica, 1035 nucleotides. RefSeq lists its product as uncharacterized. Lineage: Eukaryota; Fungi; Ascomycota; Eurotiomycetes; Chaetothyriales; Herpotrichiellaceae. The record is from RefSeq and is a predicted model, not a curated record. Bases 1 to 1035 code for a protein of 344 amino acids. The transcript has 2 exons. Gene Ontology annotation, cellular component: cytoplasm.